AUGAUGAUGGAUAAUAAAAUUAUUCUGCAAAAUUCUAAUAAUUAUAAAAAUUAUCUAGAUUUUGAAAAUGUGCUAGAAAUAGAGAUGAUUUUUGAGAAAAUAAAAACGAAAAUAGCUGAAGUAAUUUACAAUUUUCUGAAAUAUUGGAAUGCUAUUGAUUAGGAGAAGAUUUUAGAAUCUGAUUUAUUGAGAUUAGAUAAUAAAAUAUAAAGUGGUAUCCUUGAAUGUGAAAAGAUGUGGUAAAAUCAACAUGAAAUACAUUAUCUAAGUAAAAAACCAUAAUGGGAAUUCUUGUAUAUAUGGUAUAAGAGAUAUGUACUCAAUUAAAAAAUGAAGGGAUAAACAAUUGAUUAUCAAAUUUCAAACAAUUUGCAAUAGAAUUUUUGUGAUGAGGAUUCAGACUCAGAUUCUGAUUAUGAAAAUCAUUAUAGACAGGCUUUUGAUCCAAAAAAGCUUUUUUAUUCAAUGAUAGCUACUAAAGAAAAUGGAACUAUUGUCAAAUGUAUGAAUAUACUAGAUAGAUCUUUGGAUUAUAAGGAUUCAGUAAUAUUAAUUAGAUUAUUACUAAUUCUAUGA
Molecule: messenger RNA, 576 nt
Organism: Paramecium tetraurelia
Lineage: Eukaryota; Ciliophora; Oligohymenophorea; Peniculida; Parameciidae
Exons: 2
Source: RefSeq, a predicted model, not a curated record